Molecule: messenger RNA, 15427 nt
Organism: Rattus norvegicus (Norway rat)
Lineage: Eukaryota; Metazoa; Chordata; Mammalia; Rodentia; Muridae
Source: RefSeq, a predicted model, not a curated record
UUACUAGGCAGUCGGUCGCGAAGUACCAUGCAGGCGUCCCGGUACAGUAUAGAAGCCGAGCCUGGCUGGUACGUAUCUGUCCAGCAGCCGGAGGAGGCGGUGGCUGCAGAAGAGUGGAGUCCGUUGCUAAGCAACGAACCUCGCAGACAGGGAUCCUCUGGUGCUUCAUUUGGUCUCUCCGUCUUUAAUGUGAUGAACGCCAUCAUGGGAAGUGGCAUCCUUGGCUUGGCUUAUGUGAUGGCUAACACGGGUAUCCUUGGAUUUAGUUUCCUGCUGCUCUUAGUUGCUCUCCUGGCUUCUUACUCAGUCCAUCUCCUGCUGGCUAUGUGCAUCCACACAGCUGUGACGUCUUACGAAGAUCUUGGACUCUUCGCCUUUGGAUUACCUGGAAAGGUGGUGGUGGCAGGCACCAUAAUAAUUCAGAAUAUUGGAGCUAUGUCAUCUUACCUUUUAAUUAUUAAAACAGAGCUUCCUGCUGCUAUUUCAGAAGUUUUGCCUAGUGACCACAGUGGGGCUUGGUAUCUUGAUGGACAGAUGCUGCUAAUCAUAAUCUGUGUCGGCAUUGUGUUCCCUCUCUCACUGCUCCCCAAAAUAGGCUUUCUUGGCUACACAAGCAGUCUAUCAUUUUUCUUUAUGGUGUUCUUUGCUCUUGUGGUAGUAAUUAAAAAAUGGGCCGUUCCUUGUCCUCUGACCUUAAAUUGCAUCAAUGCAGUCUUUCAGAUUUCAAACGCUACAGAUGACUGUAAACCAAAGCUCUUUCAUUUCUCCAAAGAGAGUGUCUACGCCAUACCAACGAUGGCUUUUUCAUUUCUCUGCCAUACCUCAGUAUUGCCCAUAUACUGUGAGCUUCGAAGCCCUUCAAAGAAAAGGAUGCAGAAUGUGACCAACACAGCGAUUGCGUUGAGCUUCCUGGUUUACUUCGCGUCUGCACUCUUUGGCUACCUCACUUUUUAUGACAAAGUGGAGUCAGAAUUACUGCAAGGUUACAGUAAAUACUUGCCACAUGAUGCUGCUGUCAUGGCUGUGAAGUUAUGCAUACUGUUUGCUGUGCUUCUGACAGUCCCUCUAAUCCACUUCCCUGCCAGAAAAGCUUUGAUGAUGAUACUUUUCUCAAACUAUCCAUUUUCCUGGAUCCGGCAUUCUCUGACCACAUUAGCGCUCAACAUCAUCAUCGUUUUACUUGCAAUAUAUGUUCCUGACAUUAGAAAUGUAUUUGGUGUAGUUGGCGCCAGCACAUCGACAUGCUUGAUUUUUGUGUUCCCAGGAUUGUUUUAUCUUAAACUCAGCCGAGAGGAUUUUCUCUCAUGGAAAAAGCUUGGGCGGGGCAGAGAAACUGAAAAAGGAACCGGGUGGAGGAUGAGUAGAUGAACAGGCAUGCUUUCCUCAUGGAGAACCUCUCUCUUGUUGAGCUAUUGUCCCGACUCACCAUACUGCCAGCCAAGAAGAGCAGGGAGACUCAGCUUGGCCAUCCGCCAAGUGGACAGGUGGGCAUGAGAGUUCCCUUUACCUAUGGGACAAAGUAAAUGAGGAGAAAAGUGGGAGGGGAUGGGGGGGGCAGAUGGCUGAAAAGACAUCUAACAUGGGUUAGUAUUUAAAAGAAAAGUUAGUGGCCAUUAGAAAGAUAUCUCUCACUUAUUUGAAUGUGUAUAUGUUUAUCUAAUGUCAUCAGUGGACGUAAGUACAGAGGCAAAAGGCAGGUAUGUAGUUACCUAAUAGUCCCAGGAACUAUGCUAGUCCCAAGCUCAUAACGCUGGGAGCUGGUUGCCCAUCUUGCCUGAGAAGAGUUCAGAUACAACUUGGACUUCUCUGACAACCCUUCAGAUAGACUGAAUGGUUGAAACUACUUAAAGGGAAGUGUGUGUGUGUGUGUUCCUGUGUAUAGCAGAGUCCAGAAAAGUGUCACAUCUAUAAGUCUCUACCUUUGAGGCAGAGUCUCUCUACCACACCCAGCUUGUUACAUGAGUGCUGGGUUUUGAACUCAGGUCCUCCUAAUUACCCAGCAUUCACAUGGCUCUUAACCAUCUUUUCAACCCAGUGAGAGGUUCUGGGCCAGGUUUGCCUAGAACUCACUAGCCCAGGAUGAGCUCAAAUUCCUGGUUAUCUUCCUGCAUCAGACUCCUGAAUCCUGGGUGCCGCCAUGAGCUACCACACCACGCAAGCCUGGCUGUCACUGAAGAUUUGUGUUACUUGAAAACUAGUUUUCUCCCAGCCAGGGGAAAUACGCUUCAUUUCUUCAAGUUGUGUGGUAGUUGGGAGAGCUUGAGUUAACCCUCUGAAUGUGGACACUUUUAUUACGACUGUUCCUCAGACCAUAUGACUCCCAGUAAGGGUCUCUUCUGCUGCGUCAGCCACUUAGGCAACAGAAGACAGUGUUUGUUCUUGCUCCUCAGCUCUUCUCCCCCAGAAAAGCCAUUUUUAUUCUAUUAACUCAUUCUGAGUUUCAGUAGCUUUACAUCUUUGGAACAUUCCAGCCUGUGGCUAACAAGCUACAGGCCUUUUACAGGUGGGUUGCUAUAUUCUUGAGACCCUGUAUUUAAACUGCGAAUUUAAAAUAUUUAAGUAUGAAAGAAUGUACACACUGCUAGAGAUGAAUGUGAAGUGUCCCCCAAAGGCUGAUUUAUUAAAUGCGUGGUCCCUAGCUUGGCACUAAUGGGAGGUGGCAGGAGCCUUGAGAGGUAGGGCACAUGAGAGGUCCUCCAGUCAUUAGACACCAGCUUGGGACCCAACCCCUCCGUGUUUUCAUUCCUGAAUUCUGUAAAGAGAUCCAUUUCCUUCACUAUAGUCCCCUCCCCACGUACAUCAUGUACUCCACUGUAGUCCCCUUAAAGCAAAGAGACCAAACGGCUGCUACUGCCUCCUGCAACCCGUUUGUUUGCACUGCACAGCCAGAGCUGUCAUUUAAGCAUGUGUGAUAGUUUGCAUCCCAUUUACCUUCCUCCAGGCUUCCUGUCUUACUCAGAACAAAAUCCGCACUGUGGUCUGUUCACAAGGCUCAAUUUUUAUCCGUGCUGCCAACAGGCUUCCGUGUACAGUGCCACAGUAUGGGCACAUGGUGCAGCGAUGCCUAGAGCUUUCUCUGGCAUGACUAAAACUGUAUACCACUGACCAGUUCCUAGUUCCUCAGCCCUGCAGCCCCAGACCACCCCACUGUCCCCUCCUGGAGUGGACCAUGUAGGGACGGUGUAUAUACCAUUAUGUCUAGAGGAGCCUUGUAAUGUCUGCCCUUUGGGGCCUGAUUUGUUUGGCUUAGCGUAGUCUCCAGUUUCAUCCAGGCACACACAGGAGUCUCUCUCUAUGAAGUCUGAACGGCAGUCCUGUAUGUACACAUCAGGAUUUCUUCGUUCAUUGACCUGUGGCUGUGGUCACUUUAGGCUUUUUCUGCCUCCUGCCUCUUGCAGACAGUGCUGGGAUGAACCUAAGAGUACAAACAGCCCUUUUGAGGUUCUGUUUGCAAAUAUCUGGGUAAGUACUAGGAAUGGGAGUGCGGGAUCUUGGGGCUGUUCUACUUCUAGUCUCUGAGUUGAUCUCUAGCUGCAGUGUCAUUGCACACUCCCCCAACGCUGGCUCUGCUUCCCCUACCCCUGGCAGCAUCUGCUGCUUGUCCUUCUGCCCACAGCCAUCUUUACGGGCUGAGAUGCUCUGUCUCGGGAGGUUUUGUUUUACCUCUGGGUGAUGGCUCACGAUGUCCAGUAUCCUUGUGCAGAGCUUAGCAACUUUUACGUCGUCUUUGGAGGAAUGUACAGCCUAGUCUUUUUGUUUUGAUUUGAAUUGAUUGUAAAUCCAACUAUUUGGGGUUACGAUUCCUUAUAUAUUUAGGAUAUUAACCUUUUAUCACGUUUAUAGCUUAUAAAUAUUGUCUCUCGGUCUGUGGCUGCCUUCAUUCCCUGACAAUUGUUUCCAUCUAUUGUUUUGGGAACCAAAGCCAAGGUCUCGUGUAUGUUAGGUCAGCUCUCUGGGGUGUUACCCAUUCCUGGUGAUUAGCUCUUAUAAUUGGUCCUCGGUAAAUACAUACGAGCCCUUCCCUCACGGCACAUUUAGAAGAUUCUCUUGUGGCUUUUAUGAAUGGUGUGUGAGAAUUGCCCCUUUUGCCUCUCUGCUGUUCCCAUACGUGAUUUGUAGGUAAGAUGCUGUAUUAGCCUGCUUUGCCGAAGGCUUGCUCAUUUACAAUAAACAGAAUUAAGUUGGUCACAGCCCUAGAGACCGGAAAGUGCAGUAUCCAGGUAUCGCUGGAGCAGGUGUCUCCUGAGGGACUGCCUGGUCUCCUGUCCAGAGACGACGCCCAGGACACUGUACCCUGCAGCGGGGAGAAGCUAUUCUUAUAACAAAAAUGUGCAAAUGCCACAGAGAAAAACGCAGUCCCUUCUCUACUGAUGAGGGUGGAGCCUUCAAAACCCCAUCACCUUAAAUGCCCGGCCAUCUUCUAAAACCAUUCCCCUGGGGCAGGCAUUUCAGAAAGACAGCGCAAGGACAAACAGGAAACAGGAGGAAGACAUUAUUACUGCUCUUCCCUGAUUCUGGAUCCUCAGUGACAUGGAGGCAAACAAAUCCUUGGUUCUGUUAUCUGUUAGGUUAGUUUGAGUCUCAGCCUUAAGGUUUAAGCUGGCACCAAAGACACCCAGUCCCCUCUGCACGCCAUAACUCAGGAGAUCAUGAUUUUAUUUUUUGACUGUUUACUGUAAAUUAAACAGAAAAGUUACUCCUCGAGUAUACCCUACCUUUUCAUUAUAAAAACUUUCAGACCUGAGUAUGAAUUGAACUAAUCUGCCCAUAUACACAUCAUUGAAAGUCAACAUGUGUUCUAAUUUGAGUUGUUACCCAUGCUUAAUUUUAUUUUUAAAAGAUUUUUAUUUUAUCAUUUAUUUGUAUGUCUCAGUGUGCACCUCUGUACAGGGGUCCUUGGAAGCCAGAAAGCCUGUUGGGUCCCCUGGAGCUGGUGUUAUAGGCAGUUGUAAGCUGUCUGGUGUGGGUACUGGGGACCUCAGAAAGAGCAGCAAGCACUCUUAACAGCUAAGCCAUCUCUCCAGCCCCAUAAAUUAAACUUCUAUGUAAAUAUAUGUACAGGAUGAUUUUCAAGAACGUGUCUGACAGCUGACCAAGCAGUAAAUUUAAAGCUGUUUUAUUAAUUUCACCAUCUAUCUUAGCUCAGGCUGCCAUUAUACAGUAAUAUAGAUAAAAUGUCAUACGGAGACAGUUUAAACAGCAGGAAACAUGCUCACACAGUGCAAGAGGCUGGGAAGACAGAGAUCAGGGAGUGAUCGAUCGAUCGAUCUGGUGUCUGUUGAAAGGCUGAACAAGGCUCUGGAUGGCCUCCUCUGUGCCCUUGAUCCCAUCCUAGGGGUUCCACAUCUUAAUCCUAGUUACUCCCCAAAGACCGCAUCUCCAAAUACCAUCAAAGUGGAGAGGGGGUUUGGUACGAAUUUGGAGGUCUGUGGAGGACAGUCCGGUCUAAAUCUCCAUCUGUGAGCAGAGUUCCAAGGUGCGGUCCUGCCUCUCUCCCUAAAGAGAACAGCUAUUUGGUUACAUCUUUUUCAAUGUAUCCCACAGACCAUCCGAUGGAGGGUAGUGAGAGCAAAUAGCCAGCCCCUGAGCUCUUCUCAGCAAGGAAGGGGUGAAGAUGUCCUAGGAAAAUACCCUGAUAAGCCAUUGGAAGAUGAACGUCAGAUGGUUUGUGGUCUUAUAACAAGGAGUGGACCAAGUCCCAGAGGAUUGUGUAGGCAUAAAUGGUUGAUUUUGCAUUAUGUAUAUUUUGCCUUAGAGAAAAAAAGUGAGCUUCCGUGAGGAUGGGUUGGGAGGAGAAGGGAGGGAGAUACGCUACUGACUGCAUCACAGUGUGAAGAAAAGCCAAGGGCAGGGCAGAGAGGGACCAGCAGCAGAGACUGGGGUGGAGAACAGAAACUGCAGGGCAGUGGAAGAACAGAAGUGUUUACGGCUCUGUUUAACUUGCCUGCCUCCACCCUCCGAAGCCAGUAAAGUCAGUUAUGUGUAAAGAGAGAACUUUGUAUGUAAACCUACAUGGACACAGCAGUGUGCUGGCCCCAUGAUCCAGAAACCCUAGUGAGGAGGGGAUGCAACGCUAGAGGUAACCAGUAAACAACUCAGUGGCCUACCUGCUUCCUCCCAGAGUCGCCGGGGACAGUAAGAAGGUUGUGCAGCUAUUCUCAUGAUAGGUGUGUGAUUGAACCAACCCAGACUCCAAGUGUAGGAAUCUGACACAUGACAAAAUAGUGAUACUUCAUUGACACUCGGGUCCUUCUUUAUCAAUUGUACUUGCAGAGAAAUUCCUCCCGUUAGAAAUACAUGAGCCUGUACAGAGGGGACCCGGGGACAGGGCUGUGCUGCUCCUCCCAAUCUCUCCCUUUAGUAGCAGCCCAGAUGGUAGCUCUGGGCCCCGGCUUCCAUGACUUGACUUAUAGCAACUUGGAACGUGUGUGUGUUGGGGACCAGAAUGUACAACUUGGUUUCUUGAGAUAAGUGGUGACAUUGGACAUCAACAUGAAUGAGGCCCCUGGGAGUGACUGUCCCACAGGAAAAGGCCAUGGCUCUGGUUUCCUUGUUCUAUUAGCCAGCUCUGCACUCCAUUCAAAUCUGAAAAACGUUGGCAUUCUCAAUAGCAGAAGGGCAUCAGUCUCAUUUAAACCUCUGGUAGUAGUGAGUUGUGUCUGUGUGGGGACCAGCACUAUGCCAAGUGCAUAUGACACCAUGGAACUAGAUCAGAAAGGAAAGCUUCCCAGCAACCACAUGGUGGCUCACAACCAUCUGUAAUGGGAUCCGAUGCCCUCUUCUGGUGUGUCUGAAGACAGCUUCAGUGUACUCAUAUAAAUAUGUCUUUAAACAAAAAAGAAAUAUAGAAAGGAAAGCUUAUAAGACUGUAAGUGAUUGAUUUGUCCGAAGUCAAACAUCCUAAACAUAACCGAGUUGAACUGCUGUCUCCUUAACUAUCAUACUAAUUAAUUAAUUAUAUCCACCUGUAAUUUUAUUAUUUCUCAUAAAAACGUUCUGAGCACAGGUGAUGCACAGUCCAUACUGUGUUGAAAACCUGCUCUGUUCCGUGCUCCAGAUAAUACUUGAGCCUGCCAUGUCCUCUGAGUCAAGGUUUAUCCCCCCACCCCCCAGCAUUAGCAAAGGGAAGACAGGGGACGCACGGGCUCUAAAGGAGGACAGGGAAGUUCCAGCAUUGGCCAGACUUUGAGAGAAGUGGAGACCCUUGGAAAACAAUGGUAGAAGUUCAUUUCCACAGUGACACAGGUAGAAAUUAUUUGUCUGAAAAUUAACAGAACGUUUUAGAUUUACUUUACAUGCUCGUGUGUAUUUUGCCUGCUUGUAUGUAUGUGCACCCCAUGCGUGCCUGGUACCCACCAGGGUCAGAAGAGGGCACCAGAUCCUCUGGAACGUGAGUUACAGAUGGCUGCAACCUACCACACGGGGGCUGAGAACCAAAACUCACCAUCUCGGCAGCCUGAGUAGAAUGUUUAAAGUACACAUCUCGAUAGUCACAAUCUAAUCCAGUGUUUGCUGCACUUGGCAUUUCUUUUUGUCUCUUUAGAACCUUCAGAACAUACUUGGGACAUUUGUAACGUUGCCUGCCUUUUUUUGCAACUUGGUUGAGGACAUUAAGAAAGUUGCCGGGUUGGGGAUUUAGCUCAGUGGUAGAGCGCUUGCCUAGGAAGCGCAAGGCCCUGGGUUCGGUCCCCAGCUCCGGGGAAAAAAAGAACCAAAAAAAAAAAAAGUUGCCACCUGUCCUUUUCAUUCAGUUAAACAGACAACAGCAAAGGUCACUGUGAAGGAAGGAAAUUCAGCAGGCCUGGAUCUCUGGAAAAUUACACAUGGGACACACUCUGGCUUUCUCCUCAAGGGCCAAUGAAAGCCUUAUAGAGCAGCAUUUGGAAAGUCCAAGUUUAAAUAACUGAGUCUAUGAUAGAUCAGUUAUGACUUCCUCACGUCCCAUACUCACUGACCUUAAUUAUAUUUAGAAGAAAAUAUGUUCUAAACAAAUUCUGACUACAGAGACUAUUUUUCGGCUUUUCCCCCAAUAAUUCAUAAACUUUGUAAAGGAAAAUAUUUAACCCUUUGUAAGUUUUCAGAGUUUUGCCAACAUUUCAAAUAAGUUUGGGGGGGCACUGACAGAGCAUCCUUACUUUAAAACACCAUCAGUUUAUCAAAUAUAUCCCCAGUCAGGGGUAAUGUUUACAUUUCAUAGAGAAGUAAAAUUCUUGAAGCUUCUCCACAUUUGAAAGAUUUGUCAUUCAUUUGCAUUCAGAGAAAUUCUUUGUUUCCAAUCACCCAGAAUAAUUCUCAGCUUAUUAAUUAGCCAGACUAAAUGGUUAGGUAUUCGUGCAUCAUAAGAUCAGUGUAAAGGAGGCCUUUCUAAUUUUGUUUGCAAUCAAAUCCCCUAAAUGAUGUCUAAUGACUCCCAGACUCAGUUACUAAACAUUCUACAAUGUCACUUCUAGAAGGAGAAAUAAAACUCCCUUACAUUUUAGCCAUUGAAACCUAGAACUAUGCCCUGACGUACCUUUGUGAAGGUUUAUGAGCGGUCAAACUCUAUCACCAAGCCACAUGGCUAAGUAUACGUUGCUAAGUAUGGGAUUUGUUUUUUAGUUGGGUUUUAAUCCAAUGGAGGCAACCUAUAUGAGAUACUAGGAUCAAACUCCUAAAGGGCAGGGUCUGUCCAUAGCAUGGCCAAUGUAAACACUAGGUCCCUCAUGGGUGCUUGUGUGAAAUACAUUAGUAAGAAGAACAUUAAAAGCUCCAUUGGGAAAAGUCCACAGGGGUGGGAGCUCCCUGUGUCCCGGGGGAGGGAUGAACAUAUAGCUGAAGUAACGGCAGCGGGUAUAAACUUGAAAGGUAACUGGAAAGGAACUAAGAGUAAGAGGAUGGCCUUUUGCUUGCAGAGCAAAUAGUACCAGAGCAAAGGACAAUACAAGGCAUAGGUUAGAUGAGAACAAUGUUGCUAGUAGCAAAGACGUAUGCAACAGGAGAAGGCACCCCGGGAGGGAGAGCCAGGUGCUAGACUUGAGCCAGACUUAGAAGCAGAAGCCAUCAAGCAGAAGACAGGUCUCCUUGAAGGCUGUAGAACAAUACGUGAUAAAAACAAACAAACCCAGUAGCCAAGAAGGGGAAGUCGCCUCUGGGUUGAACACCACUGCCAUCUUCCAGAAGCACCAUUAACCUUCAAGACUUGGCUGUGUCAAAACCCAUACUUGAUUUUUUUUCCUCAGGUCUUAAGGAAGGUGGAUAUCAGGCCCUAGUCUGGAGUUUUAGAUGAUCUAACACGGUCCGAGGUCCAUUACAAAGGGGGUCCCAUGAAUUUUGCCUCCACACUCCUGCAUAAGUCAUCCAUGCUGCUUUUGCGUUUCUCUUCAUAACUCUUACUGUCCAUCAAACCCGGUGCUUACCUCCUCUGGAAGAAUUUCCAAGACAGAGACUGAUGUAGCCCUUGCUCCUUUACUCUGAAAACCUAACCCUGAGCUGUUGAAUCUACAGUUUAUUUCUUUAUAGAAAAUAGCAUGACCUUCAGGAAGGUUACCACCUCUGCCCUUUUGGUGUCCAUUAAAGACCUUGUACCACAUUUACUUCACCCCUCCACCAAAUCAGAGACUUCACAGGGCAGCACAAUGCCCUCGGGAGAGAAAUCCUUCUAAGCAAGAAAGGAUCUUUGAAGCUGGAAUUCUAUAGGACACACAAGGGCUGCAGACUGUCAUCUUUCUUUGACCCUACUUUCCGUUGGGGUGUGUAGAGCUUCUCCCGGAUCUUACGGAGUAAGAAAGAAUUACUCUGUAUCUGGGUUCCUCUCCAUCCUGUUUCUGGCUCCUGUGGGUUUAUUAGUGAUGUCAGAACUCAAGCUGUUAAUAACCUGGGGUUGGGCACUAUGAACAGAAAACACUUAAAAAGGGGGGGGGGGCUGCAAAACCCAUUUUUAUUUUUUAAGAACUAUUUCUCCCCAAUAUGUUUUUACUCCUCCUACCAAUGACUAAGAGUGGUUGGGACAUUGCAAACAUUUUGCACACCUAAUUCAAUUCCUCCAGAUGUUAGUUAGUGCUCCAGAGCCUUUGAGACACAUGGUAUGUCGUGGGAAGAGGCCCCAUCAACAGAAUCUGUGGUGCCAGGUGAACAAAGGCAUCUUUUUCUCCAAGUCCCAACCUGGUAAAAAUCAUGGCGUCGAGGGACUCAAAGCUGACUCUUGUUUGAAAGUACAUCCGGGGCUGUGCAUACCUGUGAGUGACAACCUCCUAGGCCCUUGACUAACUGCUGUGUCGCACUGUGCUUUGGCAAGCCAAUUCCUGCCCUCCGGGAUGCGAAUGGAACCAGAGCUCUGAAGCAAGCCUGGGAAGUGAGUCCAGUGGUUUGAUUUGCAUGGGAAACUUUGGCCUCUGAGUGAAGGCAGCCAAAUUCCCUGGGCUCCCCAGCCCUCCGGAAAUACGCCUUACAGGGGCUGGGGGCCCAACCGAGUGGGUGUGAUUUGAAUGUUCAUCGCCACAGCUGCUGCAUUCAGCCCUGGUCAUUGCCAUUGGUCCCGCUCCGUUUUACGGCCUCGGAAUCCUCUUGUGCAUGUUAGUGGUUAAUACAGCAGCCAGGAGACGCCAGACAGCUCUCAGCACCUGGUUCAAAUUUAAGGCUCAUUUACACAUGAUGUCACACACGCAUUGUCAGCGCGAGGGAGGUCAGGAUGGUUCAUUUUGGGAAGGUUUGCAUUGUUGAGUCUCUGCAACACUCUGCUAUUAAUGCCUAAACCAUCUGACUUGGAUUUCGGGUUUCUGGCAUGAGGUAAUCCCAGGCACUAGAUUUAUAUGCUGAAUGGGAAGCCAGCAAGGGUGGCUAAUCAUGCUGGUUUGCAGAUCUGCACCUCUGGAGCCUUGGGAUGGAAUUAGAAGGCCACAUGGCAUGUAGCAAAUCACAGGGGUUCAGAGGGGAGGGGAAUAGCCAGGCCUGGAGGCAGCCCUCAGAGGGGCUGCUACCUAAGCCAGGAUGCCUGACGGAAGGAUAGAAAGCUAAGGACUCGGAUGGGGUCUGGCACAGCCAGUCUAGUGUUCGUGGUCAUUAUGAAACCUAUCUCUCUGCUCGUUCCCCAUAGAAAUCCCAAACCAUCUUCCCAGGCCCAUUCAAGGCUCAUGUUCCAUGGAGCCCUCCCUGACCACCUAGUUUAUGGUAAUUCCUCUUCUGAAUGGCCAAAUGCUUCUGUCAAUAAAAUAAACAGAGCAAUCCUUACUGCGUACUCACUGUUAUCAGUUCCCUGCCCCUUCACGACACUGUGACGCGGAAAACACCAUCCUUUGCAUUCUUUAAGGUGACAGAACAGAUUCAGGGAGUUCGAAUCAAAUGUCCAGGGUCAGUGCUGACAGGACUCAGGAGGAAGACUGACUGGCCCCAGGGCUGGGUUUUGGACCACCGGGUAGGCUGUGUACUACACUGUGGUUCCACAUCUUCAGUGGUACAUGCUAACAACGCAGGGCCAGUCUGCUUCCCUAGGGAAUGUCCCAAAGGAGCUUACAAUAACGCUGCCUGAUACUUCCUGUCAGAGUUACCAUCCCCUGUGUCCUUCCUGUCCCCUCUGUGAGCUAGUGUGCAUUUAAAUGACAGUGCGGUCUCCUCAGGGUUUGCUCAGACAACAGGAAAACAGAGGUCAGCCUCCUUCACCAUCACCAAAGCUAGUGUCCUGUGUAAGACACUGAAGUGUUUGCAAUAUUUGAAUAACCGCCCUGUCAUUUAUUACUGUACACCUUAAGGAGGUAUCUGAUGCAAGCAUCUGCAGGAGAUUUCUGAGAGAGUGGCGCCCCUCCGAAAGGGUAAGCAAGAGUCAGUCAGCGGGAAGGAGUGUGGUGGACACUUCAGACAGAGAGGGCAGCAAGGGCCCCAAGGUGAGACUGCCUGCUCCUAGGAGCAUUCUUGAACGCAGUAAGCUGGGGAAAGGGAUGGAGCCCAGGUCAUACCACAGCUUCUCUGCAGUCCUCUUGGGCAGGGUAGAAGACUAUUCUGACUUCAACUUUUGGAAGACCCUGCUGAAGUCUGUCAGAUGUCUCCUGAGGAUAAAGCUACAAUCUGUGCGUCCUCUCAUCUUGGAACAUAGCCACAAAUCCUUAAAAAGCAGGCGAGUAGGUGCCCUUCUCACGGAGCACACAACAGUUCACCAGAGCAGGACAGAGUGUCCAGUUUGGGAGUCCCGCACUCUGCACUAUGUACAAAACCCUGGAACCUUUGAGGGUGAGCAAAUAGUGUCUCUACUGUGAAAGAGGACCCUCAGUGUCACAUAGGAGAGACUCUGCCAUGUCUUUAGCUUCCCCAGCCCCAAGCAUCCUUGCAAAUGCCAGAUUUUCAUUCUCUUUACAAAAGCAAUCCGCUUUUACUCUGCAUCAAUUUCAGAAAGCCCGCGCACUCAGUAGGGAUGGGAGUGAAGCCAGAGGAGUAGAAGGGUCAAGCGGUGUUGGUACUUACAGUGCUGGAGGAGUAGAUGGUUCCUUUGGCUUCCGUGUCUUGCUUCCAGUGAGUGACACUUCUCAUCCACGUUAUCUUUGCCUCCAUGAGCUGAAACAGAGCUCCCUACAACUCCUAAGGGGAUGCCUUGGCAUUACACAUGGAGAUGCUACUAGAAGGUCCCAGCCACCCAGGCUGCAACCGUGAGGGGACAGACAGGUAGUGAGAACUAUAGAAAAGUCCAAGUAGCAUCUCACUGUUGUCUACUGGUCCUUCCUCCAGUGGGCCAGGGGACCAGAACUUACUCUUCAGUUGGACCCCUGAAUCUCCACAUACUAGAGCUGACCGACCCCUGGAAGGAUGGCAACACCAGGGACAUAAGAACCCUUUCUUUCCUUCUUUCCUUCUUUCUUUCCUUCUUUCUUCCUUCCUUUCUUUCUUUCUUUCUUUCUUUCUUUCUUCCUUUCUUCCUUUCUUCCUUUCUUCCUUUCUUCCUUUCUUUCUUUUUUCACUUAAGCAGUCUUUAAUGAAAGCCGUGCAUGAGAUCUCUACUCCUGCAUCUUCUUGAUCGUUUCUUCCUUGUAUUUGCCCUUCUCCUUUCCUACUUGCCUGGACCUGGCUUUCCUCUCCAGGAUCUUCUUGUGGGCCUUGUCCAGCUUUAGCCUGGUGAUAACCCCCUUGCCAGGGUGGAUGCCCACGUGGACAAUUGUGCCGUUAGCCUCCUCUCACUGGACUCGCUCAAUGUCAAUGACGUAUUUCUUCCUGUACAUUUGGACCACUUUGCCAAUCUGCUGGCCUUUGUAGAGUCCUCAAGCAACCUGAACUUCAUUGUCCUUUCAGAUGGGCACAGACUGAACGUUAUACUUCUGUCUCAGUUCUUUGGAAAGAGGAGAAGACAUGAUCUUCCUCCGAAUGUGAGAAGGUGCAUUGAAAUGCCGUUUGCAGUUCUUGCUUUGGUCAGAAGUCACAAAGGGAUUGAACUUCAUUUUGGCAGCUUUGAUCCAGUGAUGACGUCAAAAGCAAAGAGCAUAAGAACCCUUUCUUGUUAGCGGGCUAUGUCCUCCAUCCAUCUUCAGCUACUAAGGUGUUCUUGUAGGUGAAGAAAAUCAUAUUGAGGAAUGAAAUGAUUCUACCAUUUAGCCAAGUGAACAGAACAAAAAAAAUCUCAGGAAAUAAAGGUCUAGAAAGAAUGUUGCUUUCCCUCAUAGAUACUAACAACGAAACUGAAGAUAAACUUCAAAUAUACUGCCUUCUUGAUACAUCAGAGUGUUGCGGCCACAGGGCAACCAAGCCCUGAAAUCUUUUAAUUGGGGCUUGUAGAGAAGCAAAGAUGGUGUGGAAAAGCAGAGGCAGCUAUAGAGAAGCACGGGCUGGUGCUUUCUUGGAAACAGGUAUAGCCAGUAGAAUAAACAAAGAAAUAGCAGAUCCGUGGGGUGGUGGGAGGGGCUGGCCCCGAAGGGUCAUCUCUAUAGGACGUUCACCGUGGCUAUAGAAGGCACUCAGAGGAAGACAAACCAAGGUCGCAUCUGUGUUCAGUGGUAGACUGACCGAUCACCUAGCAUGUAGGAGGCCCUAGCCCAGGCCCCAGCACUGGUAGAAAAGAAAGACAGAGCACCUUCCUCCACAGGGCAGGCCAGGAAAAAAAAAAACCACUGCAAGGGACAUGAGCCCACCCACAGGCCUCUCUCAUCUCACUCUGGAACAAGGUCCAUCUAAAGAAGAAAGGAUAAACCAUUGUCCCAUUGGACUAGGAAAGAGACCUACGGAAGAAAGGGUUCAGGGAAGGACAGAGCAGGAACAGCUAUGCAGACAGAGCCUAUGAACUCUUGGCCAGUGGACACUCUCCUACACAGAAGUUACACAAUUGCUCCAAGCAGGAGACAGAGGAGGCAAGACAGAAAUAAGAAUCUACGUCAACUCCCUGGACCUGCAGCCCCUGAGUCCCCGGACUAGGUGGCUCUCAACUUUUCCCUGCCUUCUAGCGGCAUUGUGAGAACGGCUGUGCUUAAUCAGAUGUCCGUCUUGGAUAUGAGUAAAGCAUUUAGAAGCGUGUUCAUUGUAGCUCUGAAAGGACUAUGCUAUGUGGUCCAGACUCUCGGCACUGCAGCUCUCCAUGGCAGAAAACAACCAACAGCAUAACGGAGAAUUGUCCGUCCGUCCGUCUCGGUGAUGUCUUACCGACAUGGAAAUACUUCCUACACGAGAAACUGAACUUGCCCAUUGAAAAUAUGAAAGCGGUCGACCACUACAAAGACAUUAGGAAAACUUAUGAUGAUUUCUUGAAGAAUAGUAAUACAUUAGAUCUGAUUGAUGUUUAUAAAAAAUGUAGCAUCUUGACUUCUAAUUGUGAGAAUAACAUGAUAUCCUCUGUAAGUAUUCUAAGAAUAAUUCUACUUUAAUCAAAUUAAAGUUCAGCUAAAAUACUUUUAUUUUAAGUCAUAGAAUUACUAGUCUUAAAAAUAUAAUGGGAGGCAGAGAAUAAAAAAGUUUUUUUGCUUUUUAAAUCAUGUUAAAAAUGGAAAAUUUAGCUACCCAAAGCCUAGUUUUUACUUGAAAGAAAUAUUUUUGAUAAGUUUUGUUGGUCUUGUGAUAUUAUUAUUUGCCUAAUUUUUACUUGAAAGACAUUUUUGAUAAGUUUUGUUGGGCGCGUGAUAUUUUUAUUUGAUAUAAGAAUAUUUUUCUUAAUAGAAAAAAAAUUGGCAAGGAAAUAGAUUUCAAAUGUCAGAUUUCUUUUGAAUCAGAUCAAAGAUUACCUGUCUACAACUUUUUCCUUUUUGUUGAAUGUACAUGUUUAUUGGGUGUGUAUUGUAUAAACAACUGUUACAGUUCUUUUACAUGGCUUAAUAGCUUCUUAGACAUGACAUAUAUGACUAUCAGAGAAUGGGAUGACAUAAUAUCUGAGAUAAUAGACUUCGUUGUAUAAACAUUUAAUUUUAAUAGAGAAAAGUUUAAAAGCUGUAGUAGUCCUUAGAUUUGUUUAUAUUAGAAUUGAUGAACUAUUAAAAAUCUAUUUGUACAU